Messenger RNA from Nothoprocta perdicaria, 597 nucleotides. RefSeq names its product translocase of outer mitochondrial membrane 40 (gene TOMM40). Lineage: Eukaryota; Metazoa; Chordata; Aves; Tinamiformes; Tinamidae. Gene Ontology annotation, molecular function: transmembrane protein transporter activity. The transcript is spliced from 6 exons. The record is from RefSeq and is a predicted model, not a curated record. Gene Ontology annotation, cellular component: mitochondrial outer membrane translocase complex; mitochondrial outer membrane. The annotation marks the transcript as partial. Gene Ontology annotation, biological process: protein import into mitochondrial matrix.
GCGUUCCCGGUGCUCGUGGGCGACAUGGACAACAGCGGCAGCCUCAACGCGCAGGUCGUGCAGCAGCUGGGCGCCCGCCUGCGCUCCAAGGUGGCCUUCCAGACCCAGCAGGCCAAGUUCGUCAACUGGCAGGUGGACGGCGAGUACCGCGGCGGGGACUUCACGGCGGCCGUCACGCUGGGCAACCCCGACCUGCUGGCCGGCUCCGGCAUCGUGGUGGCGCACUACCUGCAGAGCGUGACGGCGGCGCUGGCGCUGGGCGGCGAGCUCGUCUACCACCGGCGCCCGGGCGAGGAGGGCACCGUGCUGUCGCUGGCGGGGCGCUACACGGGCUCCAACUGGGUGGGCACCGUCACCGCCGGCCAGGCGGGCGCCCACGUCACCUACUACCACCGGGCCAACGAGCAGCUGCAGCUGGGGGUGGAGCUGGAGGCCGUGGGGUCCCUAUGGGUGUCCCUGUGGGUGUCCCUCAACUGGGUGGUGGGCGCCGUGCUGGAGAAGAAGCUGCCGCCGCUGCCGCUCACGUUGGCCAUGGGCGCCUUCCUCAACCACCGCAAGAACAAGUUCCAGUGCGGCUUCGGCCUCACCAUCGGCUAG